Electrophorus electricus (electric eel) is the source of this 1596-nucleotide messenger RNA. RefSeq names its product NFKB inhibitor interacting Ras-like 1 (gene nkiras1). Gene Ontology annotation, molecular function: GTP binding; GTPase activity; GTPase activating protein binding. Lineage: Eukaryota; Metazoa; Chordata; Actinopteri; Gymnotiformes; Gymnotidae. Gene Ontology annotation, biological process: negative regulation of canonical NF-kappaB signal transduction; Ral protein signal transduction. The record is from RefSeq and is a predicted model, not a curated record.
GAAGUAUUUAUCGUGUGUUUGAGUGUUGAAAUGUUUAUUAAAUGGGUGCAAGCGAAAUAUGAUUAUUAGGAUUGCGCUAUUGAAUAUGAAAGCGAAACUUGCAUAAUUCCUUUUGUAGAUUCUGUAUAUUCCCACGAGAAUCUAUGUUAUGCAUCGAGGAAGAGGCACUCUGGUUCCUAGCCAACUAGCCAGAUUAGCUCAUUGUAACUGUUGACACAAAAAUAUAAAACGGCGUUAGAUAUCUUAGGUUAGCUACCUAGCUAGCAUAGCUAUCGCUAGCCAUCCAGUUACUUCAUAUCUGGCGUUUUAAUAAUUAACGGUGUAACCGAAGCUAAAAUUGCAUAUGUAGCUAGCUUCAGUUGUUGCACUUGUGAGAGAAGGAUUUUUCCAAGGGCACCCGAAUAUGGGAAAAGGCUGUAAGGUUGUGGUCUGUGGCUUGGCCUCUGUGGGUAAAACUGCCAUUCUGGAACAGUUACUCUACGGCAACCACUCUGUAGGUGCUGAGUCAAACGAAACCCAGGAAGACAUUUAUGUCGCCUCCGUUGAGACGGACCGCGGAGUGAAGGAGCAAUUACGCUUAUAUGACACAAGGGGGCUCCGUGACGGCCAGGAUCUUCCUAAACAUUACUUCUCUGUGGCCGAUGGCUUUGUGCUGGUCUACAGCAUCGACAGUCUGGAAUCCUUUAAGAAAGUCGAUCUUUUGAAGAAGGAAAUAGACAAAUCCAGGGACAAAAAAGAGGUGGUGGUGAUCGUGCUGGGCAACAAGGCCGACCUGCGGGAGCUCCGUCAGGUGGAGCAGGAGACGGCGCAGCAGUGGGCGCGCAGCGAGAAGGUGAAGCUGUGGGAGGUGAGCGUGGCGGAGCGCGCCUCCCUCAUCGAGCCCUUCACCACCAUCACCAGCCGUCUCACACAGCCCCAGAGCAAGUCGGCCUUCCCCCUGCCCGGCCGCAAGAGCAAGGGCGUGCCCUCCAAUGACAUGUGACCCCGGGCCAAUGAAGGUCAUCAGUCGAGGUUCACAAGGCAGGCCCACAAUUAUGCUAGUCGUAAUAUAAAGCAUUCAAAUGACUGGGACUUCCACAGCACUACACGUGUUAGGGCUAAGACAACGGUACUUAUCUGUGGUGCUUGAUUAUUCCAACUGCCACAAGUGCUCUGUUAGAGUUGUGUGUGGACGUUUCAUUCCUGUAGCAACAUGAGAAGGUCUUUAAUUACCCUAAUUGAAUGUACUAGACCUUAACAAGGCAUAACUGAUCUUGGCUCUGCAUUUUAUCCCAGUACUGUACUACUUGACUAAUAAUCUAGCAAUAUGCAGAAAGGUAUUUUGUCCCUGUGAUGGCUCAGUCUGUGCUAAACAAUUUUUGGAGCUGUGUGUGGGAGCGUGCAAGUGUGUGUGAAUGCCAAAAUUGUGUACAACUAGAGAUAUUUAUUUUUAUUUAUUGUUGUCACUUUAUGGAACACACCACAACUAAAAUAGCCUAUAACUGCACAACUCUUUCUGUAAUGCAUUUUGAAAUGUGAACCCUCUAGUUUCAACAAAGCAUGUUUUUUUUACAUAUGUUAAGGAAAGCGUAUCUUAAUAAAUGUGAUGCCGUCGGA